Molecule: messenger RNA, 1690 nt
Organism: Papilio polytes (common Mormon)
Lineage: Eukaryota; Metazoa; Arthropoda; Insecta; Lepidoptera; Papilionidae
Product: synaptic vesicle glycoprotein 2C-like
Exons: 10
Coding region: 92-1690 (532 amino acids)
Biological process (GO): transmembrane transport
Cellular component (GO): membrane
Molecular function (GO): transmembrane transporter activity
Source: RefSeq, a predicted model, not a curated record
GAACGCACGUUUUCAAUUACAUUAAUUUUGAUGAUAAAAUUAAAUUUAUUUUAUUUAAAUCAAUUGAGUGUGGUUUGUGUAUUGACUUUAAAUGGUUUCUGCAGUGAAAAUGGGUGAUGAAAAUCAAAACGUGUCCAAAGAUCAAACAAAAGACCCUAUGGCAAUAUUGGAAGAUGGUUUAAUUCUUUGUAAAUUUGGACGUUUUCAUAUAAGAUUGUUAUUCACAUCAAUGGCUGCAGUUUUUGCCUCCACAAUGGUUACAACCACAUCUUCGUAUAUUUUACCAAUGGCAGAAUGUGAUUUAAACAUGAGUAUUAUGCAUAAAGGAUUACUGAAUGCUAUGCCGUUUUUCGGCCAAGUUGGAGCUACGUUUUUUACUGGUUUCUUAGUAGACGCAUUCGGUAGGAGAAUAUUUUUAGUUGGAGGCAACGCAGCUAUAUUUGUAUGUACUAUAAUUGAAGGGUCCAGUCAGAACUAUUGGAUGUUAAUUGUACUCAAACUUUUAGAAGGAAUUGCGUUAAGUUUAUCUUUCACUGCGGUCGCAUCAAUGGUGUCAGAAUUUGUACAUAAAAACAUUCGUGAUAGAAUAUUGAUGUUGUAUUGUUCCUUCAUGUCGCUGUCUCUUGUCGUUGCUGCGUUGAUAUCAUGGGGUGUGUUAUUACAACCUUGGCAUGUUGUCAUAAUCAAGGGAUACUUUGAAUUAAGAAUCUGGAAUAUUUACUUGUACAUUUGUUCGAUUUGGAGUUUGUUAGCUGCAGUACUUUACUGUACUAUACCAGAAAGUCCUAAAUAUCUUUUAUCUCAUGGACAAGAAAGAGAAGCAUUGGAAGUGUUGAGAAAAGUGUACAGUGAAAAUACUGGGAAACCAAAAACGGAAUAUCCCAUAACAUCCCUUGGUGCAUCCAGUUCCUUCAAAUCAACCAAAGAGAUGAGCAUUAAAAAACAAAUGACUCACGCUAUGAUAGAUGUCAAAGAAUUAUUCCGCGCGCCUUUGUUUUGUCGACUUAUAUUAUUUUCUAGUCUCACAUUCGUGUGUUUAUUAGCGUACAGUGCAUUGAGAUUAUGGUAUCCGCAGUUGUCGACGAUUAUUGAAAACUAUCAGAAAGAUUACGGAAAGACUGACAGAUUUUGUGUUAUGAUGAACGACUACAGAUAUAAAUUAAACGAUAAAAUUAUAAACGUUUCAUCUAAUAUUACAGAUACUGAGAUUUGUAUACCUCAAGUGAGUGGAUCAGAGACGUACACAAAUGGAAUAAUUCUCGGUUUAUUUUCAAUGUUCUUCGUUGGCGCUAGCGGUUAUCUAGUUGACUUUGUUGGGCAGAAAAUAUUGAUGUUUAUAUUAUUGAUUCUAUGCGCGAUCUGUUCAGGAUCGUUGUACUGGACUUAUUCUUCAAUACAAGCAGCUUUGCUAAUCUCUGCGACUUGCGGUUUAAUGCAAUCCGCUUUGAGUCUACAGCAGAAUAUUUUAAUAAGAGUAUUCCCAACUACUGUAAGGACAUUAGCUCUUUCAGCGAUAGUAAUGAUCGGUAGAAUCGGUUCGUUACUUGGGAAUAUUUUGUUCCCAAUCAUGCUGGAAUUGGGAUGUAUGGGGCCUUUCUUAGCAUUAUCUGUGAUUACACUUGGUGUCGCUGGGUUAGUAUACUUUCUACCGAAUCCAAACAAAGAAAACAACGGAGCGGGUGACAAAUAA